AGGAUUCUAUUGGCUAACGGCUUCUAUAGCUCCGAUGACAGUCAGGAAGUUUUCAUCGCUUAAAGGGACGGUGACAAACUUCAAAGGAUACCCGGGAAAUGAACGCUGCCCUGCGCUUUGCAGCAGUGGCAGUCCCGAUGGGUGUCCUGCUGUCCCGCACCAUGGCGUGGAUGUCCAGCGGAAAAACACACCCAGAGCUCAUCAGUAGACUGAGAGAUCAUGGAGUAAUCCGGAACGACAGAGUAUUUGACGCCAUGCUGGCCACUGACAGAGGACUUUACUCCAGAGACUAUCCUUAUGCAGACUCUCCACAAACAAUAGGCUUCAGGGCAACCAUCAGCGCUCCACACAUGCAUGCUCAUGCUUUGGAGCUGCUGAGCGACAAGCUAGUCGAAGGAGCGUCGGCGCUGGAUGUAGGCUCUGGAAGUGGAUAUUUAACCGCCUGUUUUGCAAGAAUGACGGGACCCUCUGGUAGAGUUGUUGGCAUCGAACACAUUGAAGAACUCGUUCAGAAGUCAAUAAAAAAUGUGCAAAAUGACGACCCAGAACUGCUGUCGUCUGGACGCAUUAGACUCGUUGUUGGGGAUGGAAGACUUGGAUAUCCAGAUGGAGCGCCGUACGAUGCCAUCCAUGUUGGUGCAGCUGCAGCAACGGUUCCCAAAGCUCUGUUGGAGCAACUGAAGCCAGGCGGGCGUCUGGUUCUUCCAGUUGGACCUGAAGGUGGCAGCCAGGUGAUGGAGCAGUACGACCGACAAAGCGACGGGACCUUCCUGAAGAGGGCGCUGAUGGGCGUGGUUUACGUCCCGCUAACCGACAAAAGGCGUCAGUGGCCGGGGUCUUCCCUCCAACUUUCUGAGGCCCUGACAGGCGCCCCCUGGUGGCCCACUGCCUUCACUAACUUCAAUCUGCUGCGUUUUCUUCUGCCUGCAGAGACGAACUCUGACUGCAGUGCUGCUGAUUCUCCAGCAGGUGGCGGUGAUGCUGCUGCAUCUCUUGGGAACCAUAACAGUUCCUGUUAUUUACCUCCCGCUCCACUGGCACCGCAGCGGCACCGCUGUUCUCGCUUCGCCUGAACAGUUUGACUAACUUAAUAGAUGACUGAAUAACAGACCUGAGGUUUACCGAUUAACCUUUUUCCAGAGUUCUUGGACGAAGCAAAGCAGCGGCGAGGAUGAGAAAGAAGAGAUAUUUUUUAUAGGGAAGAAAACUGUAAUUUCUACACUGCAAAAACAAAAAGCAUAUAUAGUCUAGUUUCUAGUGUAAAUAUCUUAGUACACUUGAAAUGAGAUUAAACAACCUUUUAAGUAACAUUUAGGAGGUUUCUUUACAUAAAUAACUCCUUAAUAUUGAUUAAAACGUACUACUUAUAAGUGAAAUAAUCUACCAAUUGAACUAGUACUUUUUUCAUCAAUAUUAAGGAAUUAUUUACUUAAAACAAGCUGCUAAAGGUUGCUGAGAAGUUACUUGUAAGUUAGUUUUGUCAUAUGUAUUUGCACUAAAAAUUAGACCAAAAUACUUGGUAAGAGUUUGUGUUUUUGCAGUGUAGGGAAGCAACAAUUAUCGAGCAUAACCCAUUAUCCUGUAAUUAAAACACUUUGUUUAUAGAAUUAAUCUAUAUUUGGCAGACAGAAGGCUUCGUCUUCUUGGAAGAGAACGGUGUGCCAAAAUGUGAGAAAUAUUUUUAACAACAAAAAUAUUGUAUGAAGUGUGUAAAUCUUGUUUCUUAAUAAAUCACAUUAGAAAAUAA
Xiphophorus maculatus (southern platyfish) is the source of this 1747-nucleotide messenger RNA. RefSeq names its product protein-L-isoaspartate(D-aspartate) O-methyltransferase-like (gene pcmtl). NCBI's taxonomy places the organism in Eukaryota, Metazoa, Chordata, Actinopteri, Cyprinodontiformes, Poeciliidae. The transcript is spliced from 9 exons. Gene Ontology annotation, biological process: protein modification process. The record is from RefSeq and is a predicted model, not a curated record. The coding region runs from base 99 to 1073 and encodes 324 amino acids. Gene Ontology annotation, molecular function: protein-L-isoaspartate (D-aspartate) O-methyltransferase activity. Gene Ontology annotation, cellular component: cytoplasm.